AUGACAGGUGUUGUCGUUGAUUCUGGUGAUGGAGUCACUCAUGUAUGCCCUGUUUAUCAAUGUUAUCCUCUACCCCAUCUUACAAGACGACUUGAUAUUGCCGGAAGAGAUAUCACUCGAUAUCUUAUUAAGUUGCUUCUUCUUCGUGGAUACGCUUUCAAUCAGACGGCCGACUUUGAGACGAUUCGGCAGAUGAAGGAGCGUCUCUGCUAUGUCGCCUAUGACCUGGAACAGGAACAAAGUCUUGCCUUGGACACCACUGUUUUGGUGAAGAAGUACACUGUAAGGCUUUAG
This is a messenger RNA of Protopolystoma xenopodis, 294 nucleotides long. The record is from the annotation of a GenBank genome assembly. NCBI's taxonomy places the organism in Eukaryota, Metazoa, Platyhelminthes, Monogenea, Polystomatidea, Polystomatidae.